This is a messenger RNA of Biomphalaria glabrata, 1708 nucleotides long. RefSeq names its product acid-sensing ion channel 2-like. Bases 93 to 1628 code for a protein of 511 amino acids. The transcript is spliced from 16 exons. Gene Ontology annotation, molecular function: ligand-gated sodium channel activity. Gene Ontology annotation, biological process: sodium ion transmembrane transport. The record is from RefSeq and is a predicted model, not a curated record. Lineage: Eukaryota; Metazoa; Mollusca; Gastropoda; Planorbidae. Gene Ontology annotation, cellular component: membrane.
UAGUGUUUGGAUGUUACGUAGAGGGCUCUGAGAAAUGUUUAUAUUGUGUAAUAGAUGUACCUGGACCUGAGCCCGAAAGACUAUUUCUCAUCAUGAAAAUUGACGUGCAACCAGCUGAACCACGCUCCACGCUAGGGUUCAAACCUGGAGGGGAAAUGAAAUCGACAAAACAAGAACCACGGAGCGAGAAGAAGAAGGCGCUUGUCAAAGAAAGAGAUGCCACGAUGCUGUCUGUUGUGUCAGAGUUCGCUGAUAAAACUUCCCUCAACGGUAUACUGAUGAUCAAGACGUCCAACAGUUUCGGGGCCAGGUUCUUCUGGGUCGUCGUGUUCUUAGCUGCAGUAGGGGCCUUGACAUUUCAUUCGUAUAGCAUUGUUGUGGACUAUUUGAGUUACCAGACUACGACGUCUGUACAACGAACUUUAGACCAAAAUAUCCAGAUGCCCUUUAUAACAAUUUGUCUUGAAAACCCAAUACGGCAAUCAAAGCUGAACGAGACGAAUUCAAUAAUAAUAGAGUAUAUACAGAGAGAGCAAGCCAAGUACGGGAACCCAUCUUCUGAGAGUGUUGUAGAAUACAAGGCUUUGGAAAAUAUUCCCAAUACAACGGGUGAUAUAGUCUAUUAUGGAUUGGAACACCUGAGCAGUGAGAUACGAGCAAAAGUAGGACACCAGCUUGAGGACAUACUUGUAUACUGUGGCGGUACAAACGGUUGUGGCCAAAGUAACAUUACGGUGUUCCAGAAUAUCUACUAUGGAAACUGCUACACUCUGGACACCACAUGGUUUGAGAUUAACGAUGGGACCCAAGGAGGUAUUCUUCUCCAGUUUUUCUUGGAAAUCGAUGAAUACAUUGAAGAGAUACGUGAAAGUAUCGGAUUUAAAAUUAUAUUGCAUGAUCCGAAUUCAAUGCCGAACCCGGAGUUUGAAGGAUUUCAAAUUUUACCAGGAACUCAGUCAAACAUCGCCCUCAGAUUGCUUCAGACGCAGUAUUUACCCCAGCCUUAUGGAGACUGCGUCGACCACAGUAACAGCGAUUACUUUGAGAAUUACGACUACGUCUACACUGAAACAUUUUGCAUGGCUUUGUGCUCCGCGAGAAACGCCCUUGAAAAAUGUCACUGUAAAACAACCUUUUACGACAAUGUGGAUCUGCCUGAAGGAUUUGAAACGGUCGACUACUGUGGCGACAACGAUGAACUGUACCAAUGUUGGAAAAAAGAAGACAAUAGUGAUCCCCCGUGUGAUGAGUGUCAGUCUGAUUGCAGCCUCAAUACGUACAACUACAAGAUCAGCUCCUCCAUUUGGCCAAACUCUAAGGCUCUGAAAGGUUACCUUGAUCAAGUCUGUGGGAAAAUGUCUGCAGACAGGUGCGCGCGACUGAGAAAUCAGUCUGAAUCGGAACUAAGAGAGAAUUUUGUGUCAGCCAACAUCUUCUAUGAAUCAUUUUACGUAGACAGUUUCACUACGGACCCUGCGGUCACACUGACUGAUUUCUUGUGUAACUUCGGCGGAUGUAUCGGCCUGUGGAUCGGACUCUCCAUCAUAAGUGUGUUUGAGGUGGUUCAGCUUGUAACAGAACUGUUUUUGGCAUUUUGCAGAAUUUGUCUGUUGAGUCGACAAGAAUGACACUAAAAUAUGGACAUUUUACGAUAAUGUCAUUAAAACAAAUUAUAGAAUAAUAUUUUUUAAACGUGUCUUUAAUACAA